Molecule: messenger RNA, 507 nt
Organism: Staurois parvus
Lineage: Eukaryota; Metazoa; Chordata; Amphibia; Anura; Ranidae
Source: the annotation of a GenBank genome assembly
CGGACAGCGGGCAUCGGGUCACCAGGCAUCAAGUCAUUUGGCUCGACAGCGAGCACCGCGUCAUCUGGCAAGGCAGUGGGCUCCGAGUCAACUGGCAUGACCGCGGGCACCGGGGCAGACAUUGAAUCGUCUGGCUGGACAGCGGGCAUCGGGUCACCAGGCAUCAGGUCAUUUGGCUUGACCGCGGGCACCGCGUCAUCUGGCAAGGCAGUGGGCUCUGAGUCAACUGGUAUGAUGACCGCGGGCACUGGGUCAGACAUUGGAUCGUCUGACUGGACAGCGGGCAUCGGGUCACCAGGCAUCAAGUCAUUUGGCUCGACAGCGAGCACCGCGUCAUCUGGCAAGGCAGUGGUCUCCGAGUCAACAGGCACGACAGUGGGCACCGGGUCAUCAGGUACCGGAUUGUCUGGCUCGACAGCGGGCAUCGGGUCAUCAGGCAUCAGGUCAUUUGGCUUGCCAGCGGGCACCGCGUCAUCUGGCAAGGCAGUGGGCACCGAGUCACCAGGU